Sipha flava (yellow sugarcane aphid) is the source of this 2598-nucleotide messenger RNA. It is a transcript of the gene Hip14, whose product is annotated as palmitoyltransferase Hip14. The coding region runs from base 596 to 2467 and encodes 623 amino acids. NCBI's taxonomy places the organism in Eukaryota, Metazoa, Arthropoda, Insecta, Hemiptera, Aphididae. Gene Ontology annotation, cellular component: Golgi membrane. Gene Ontology annotation, molecular function: protein binding; palmitoyltransferase activity. Gene Ontology annotation, biological process: protein palmitoylation. The transcript has 3 exons. The record is from RefSeq and is a predicted model, not a curated record.
UGUUUUACCGCUACUACAAGUACUACCCGUUACUCACUAGUAUGCGGCACGUACUACUACUACUAUUACUACUACUAUUACAACAAAAACAGUGCAUAGUACUAUACAUGUGAUCGGUGCCCAUGUGUGAAUAUGAUUACGUUUGUCAAGCGAUUGGGGUUGAGUGUUGCAUAGCGGAGACGAAAAUGCCGCGCUUCCGAAAUUGGGUCAGGGCUACGUAACGAUCAAUAUUACGCGCGCCCUCUCGACGGUAACCACGGUUCCGACGCAUCGCGAUCUGCCUUAUCAGCACAACAUAAUUAUCAGUUUCGCAGCUCGUGUUCCGUUCAAAAAAUGGGAUCAGUCGGGUCUAGUAUCUCGGUCGUUCGUCGCAUCUUAAUAUUUAUCCCGUCCGCGUAUAACGCCUUAAACAUAUUAUUAUUAUUGUUAUUGCAUGGUUAUUGCGGGUGAAACGCGACCGUUGCGGCAAAUGCGUGAACCAACGAGCGGAUAAAAACUAUCGUUGUCGAGCGGGGGUAGCGCCCGAUAUUUCGAGCACUAACAACAGUUACAACACGAUAAUAUGUAUGAAACAUAAAUUCACUUGAACGACACAAUGCAUUCGUCAUGUGGUCACUUCAGUCUCAUUCAAGACGGUUGUGGUGCCAUAUCUUCGGCCAAAACCACUGUGGAUACUGUACCUUUAUUCACCAAAAAACCUCCCAAUACAAGAAAACCUAACAUAUCAGAUGAAGAAGCGAAAAACUUCGACAUUGUCAAAGCCACUCAGCAUGGACUACUAAACAGGUGCAUAGAAAUCAUAGAAAGUGGUUACGAUGUCAACACUCCAGAUCCUCAAAAUAUCUAUCUCUUACAUUGGGCUGCUAUCAACAAUAAGUUAGAUUUAAUUAAGUAUUAUAUUUCUAAAGGCGCGAUUGUAGAUGCUGUAGGUGGAGAUUUACGAGCAACCCCAUUACAUUGGGCCACUAGGCAAGGCCAUUUAUCUGCAGUAGUUUUGUUAAUGAAUAAAGGUGCUGAUCCAUGUUUUUAUGAUAUCGAAGGUCGCACCUGCUUACAUAUUGCUGCACACUUUGGCUUUACAGCAAUCGCAGCAUAUUUGAUUGCUAGAGGUGUAGAUGUCGACUUAAGAGAUAAAAAUGGAAUGACGGCACUCAUGUGGAGUUCAUUCAAAUCAUUAGGGCUGGACCCAACAAAACUUUUAAUAACUUUAGGUGCUUCUAUGUCUAUACAAGAUGAUGUCCAUAGAAAUACCCCAUUGCAUUGGGCCUUGAUAAGUCGGAAUCCAACCGCUAUCAGUAUUCUAGUCAUGAAAGGUUCACCAUUGACCAUAAGAAAUUCUAUAGGAUGUACAGCUUUAAAUUUAAUCAACGAGUCAAGAACAGAAGUUUGGAUAGGCCUGAAUACUUUAGAAAUUGUGGACAACAAAAUUAAACCAAAGAACUUUUUACUAAAAUUUAAUGAACAAACAAUAUCCAUCAUAUUUGUUGCUGUUACUUUUUAUGUAAUUGGAUUUAUAUUGGACUCUCAUAUGAUAUAUAUAGCAAAAUUAUGUUGCUUGAUAAUUGGAUAUUUAAUUAUGUAUAAAUUAAACCGAACAUAUAGAGCAGUAUCAAAAACACUACCUGUAUCUGUUUAUUUUUCAACAAAAUUUUGGAUGUACAUUACUUGGAUAUUUUGGAUACUACCGGUAGUAAGUUUCUGGUGUUCAGUUGGAUUCUUUGUUACCACAUCACUAUUGUGGUACAAUUUUAUGUACAGCUGGAAGGGUAAUCCAGGUUAUGUGCCAAACACUAAAAACGAUCAAUAUGCUGCUAUCAUUGAAUUGGCUGAGAGUUAUGAAUUCAGUUCAGAUGUGUUCUGCACUACAUGUUUGGUUAAAAAGCCAAUUAGAUCAAAACACUGUAGCAUUUGUAACCGAUGUGUGGCAAAGUUUGAUCAUCAUUGUCCAUGGGUGAACAACUGUAUUGGUGCUUCAAAUCAUCGUCACUUUGUGGGUUAUCUUAUAACUUUACUAAUGGCCUGUGGUUUUAUUAUAUAUGGUAGUAUAAGAUUCUUAAGUAUGACAUACCAAUUCAACGAACAAACAAAUAAUUAUAAUGUUUUCAAUGUAAUUUGGCAAGUUCUUAUAUUAGACUCAUGGGUUAGCUGGAUCAUGAUAAAUGCUAUUUUACAUUCACUGUGGGUAUCAGUGCUAUUAGGAUGUCAAAUCUAUCAAAUUAUAUGGCUUGGAAUGACUACUAACGAACGUAUUAAUGCUGCACGAUAUGAACAUUUUAUUCCUCAUGGAAAAGGUUAUGAAAGCCCAUAUAAUCGUGGCAAGUGUCAAAAUCUUUUAGAUUUUAUCCAGUGUCAUUGUUUUCAUAUUAGAUAUUUAAAUGAGAAAGUGUGGUUUAAUUAUUGUGAUUUUCAUUAUUUUACUGAAAAAGAGUUGAAUCUUUUUGUAAAACCUGACUUGGAAUAUGUUUAAGUGCUUUAAUUCAAUUUUCAAUUAGUAAUAAAUUUGCAUUUUACCAUUGGUUAAACAUUUCUAUUUAUAAUCCAUAACAUUACUAAUUAUUGAUUUUAAUAUAAAUAAUAUUAAGAUUUUUUCUAAUUUAA